CUACUACUACUACACCUACUACUUCACCUCACCCCACAACUACUCCUCGGAAAUGUUCUUGGAUAAAGAAGUAUUAUGGAAAAUAUUGGGAAAAAUGUUUCACCCCACCAGCAAAAGCAUGUUGUCCUGAAGGAUGGACUCGCUUUCAGUCUCGUUGCUUCAUGUUCUUCCACGGCCCAAAGAAAUGGAUCGACGCAGAGCUCUCCUGCCAUGAGGUCGGUGGAAACCUGGCCUCUGUCCACAACAACGGCGAGUAUCAGUUCCUCCGAGACCUCGUGCUGCAUGUGACCAAAGAAAACUCGUACGCUUGGAUUGGUGGACAUGAUGCAGUUGAGGAGGCGGUGUGGCAGUGGAGUGACGGGACAGCAUUUGACUUUAAUCUCUGGGCCUCUGGAGAACCUGAUAAUCUCAAUGGAAAUGAACACUGCCUCCACAUAAACCAUAAAGAACAUCACUUGUGGAAUGACCAUCCAUGCUCACGUACAAUGUCCUACGUGUGCGCCAGACGCCAAAAUGUCAAGACUUACAGUAGUGAGUGCAGUGACAGUAACGAGAGUUCUCACAGUAGUGAAAGUCGUGGCAGCAGUGAAAGUCAUGGCAGCAGUGAAAGUCGUGGCAGCAAUGAAAGUCGUGGCAGCAAUGAAGGUCGUGGCAGCAAUGAAAGUCGUGGCAGCAAUGUCGUGCAGCAAUGA
Boleophthalmus pectinirostris (great blue-spotted mudskipper) is the source of this 692-nucleotide messenger RNA. RefSeq names its product galactose-specific lectin nattectin-like. The record is from RefSeq and is a predicted model, not a curated record. Gene Ontology annotation, molecular function: signaling receptor activity. Lineage: Eukaryota; Metazoa; Chordata; Actinopteri; Gobiiformes; Gobiidae. The transcript has 5 exons. Bases 162 to 692 code for a protein of 176 amino acids.